Molecule: messenger RNA, 1942 nt
Organism: Medicago truncatula (barrel medic)
Lineage: Eukaryota; Viridiplantae; Streptophyta; Magnoliopsida; Fabales; Fabaceae
Product: berberine bridge enzyme-like 18
Exons: 1
Coding region: 52-1683 (543 amino acids)
Molecular function (GO): FAD binding; oxidoreductase activity
Source: RefSeq, a predicted model, not a curated record
AACUCUCGCUUAUGAAUUUGAACAUCAUUUGAUCAAAAUCACAAACAAAAAAUGAUGCCUCUACGCUUAUAUUUGACAAUUGUACUAAUAGCAAUUGCAUUUUCAUUUACAUCUUUUGCAAUUGAUACAAGUCCUCAUGAAGAUAAUUUCCUUCAAUGUCUCUAUAGUUAUUCACAUAACAUAACUUCAAUCUCUAAAGUUGUGUACACAAAAACCAAUUCCUCUUACUCAUCAAUACUCAAAUUUUCAAUUCAAAACCUCAGAUUUGCAACCAAUGAAACACCAAAACCCCUUGUCAUUAUCACACCUACACAAAUUUCCCAUAUUCAAACAGCCAUAAUCUGUUCCCAACACCAUGGCAUGCAAAUUCGAAUUCGUAGUGGUGGCCACGACUUCGAGGGUCUCUCCUUUGUUUCAAAUGUUCCUUUUGUAAUCAUUGAUCUCACAAACUUUAGAGGAAUUGAUGUAGAUGUAGAAAACAGAACUGCUUGGGUUCAAUCUGGUGCAACCCUUGGUGAACUUUACUACAAAAUUGCCCAAAAAAGCAAAACUCUUGGUUUCCCUGGAGGUGUUUGUCCUACUGUAGGUGUUGGUGGACACUUCAGUGGUGGUGGCUAUGGAACCUUGUUGCGUAAAUACGGUCUUGCGGCCGAUAACGUCAUUGAUGCUCACAUAAUUGAUGUGAAGGGUAGGUUUCUUGACAGAGAAGCAAUGGGUGAAGAUUUGUUUUGGGCUAUUAGAGGUGGUGGAGGAGCAAGUUUUGGUGUCAUAGUUUCAUGGAAGAUUAAACUUGUUCAAGUUCCAUCAACUGUAACGGUGUUUACUGUUCCAAGAACAUUGGAACAAAAUGCAACAAAGCUUGUUCACAAGUGGCAGUUUGUAGCUCAUAAACUUGAAGAAAACUUAGCCAUUAAUAUUAUCUUGCAAAGGCUAGAUUUAAAUUCAAGUAAACAAGGUGAGCCAAAGUCAACAGUACUAGCUUUAUUUCAAUCCUUGUUUCUAGGAAGUGUAGAUAACCUCUUACCCUUGAUGGAAGAAAAGUUUCCUGAACUUGGUUUGGUUAGAGAAGAUUGUGUUGAAAUGAGUUGGAUUGAAUCAGUUCUUUACCUUUUUCGGUUUCCAGAAGGCGAACCACUUGAAACGUUGCUCAACAGAACACUAGCUGCAAAGGAUAAUUCCAAAGCGAAAUCUGAUUUUGUCAAAAUUCCUAUUCCUGAAACUGGUUUAGAAGGAUUAUGGCCUUUGUUUGAUGAAGAUGGUGCGGAAGAUGUACUAAUGGUAUUGUUUCCUUAUGGUGGCAUAAUGGAUAAGAUUUCAGAAUCUGAAAUUCCAUUUCCACAUAGAUAUGGAACCUUAUACAAAAUUCAAUAUGCAGUGCACUGGCAUCAAGAAGGUGAUGAGGUGGAAAAGUUGCACAUCAAUUGGAUUAGAAAACUUUAUAGUUAUAUGGAACCUUUUGUUUCAAAGUCUCCAAGAGCUGCAUAUAUUAAUUAUAGAGACCUUGAUAUUGGGGUGAAUAACAUUAAUGGAUACACAAGCUACAAGCAAGCUAGUAUUUGGGGUGUUAAGUACUUCAAGAACAACUUCAAAAGAUUGGCAAAAGUGAAGACAAAAGUUGAUCCUCUAAACUUCUUCAGAAAUGAACAAAGUAUACCUUCUCAUGUGUCCAAGGGACGCAAAUAGAAUUUCUUGGAGCUCAAAAGGUCAUAGUAAUAAAAUACAAGCUGCUUUGUUAUUUCUCAAUGAUAGUUAUCUUUUAUAUGUGUACUUUUAAUUUAUACUCAUACUUAAGAAAGGAAUGAAUGAAUGCUUAUAGAUUAGCAGUGGCAGAUUCAUAAGCUUAUUGUAAAAUGUUGAGAAGUAUGGAAAUUCCCAACAAAUAGAAAAAUAAAAUGAUAGAAAGGUUUAUUUUGGAAUUGAUAGUAUGAAGAAGCUUAGUCAA